GCCCACCCUUUGACCUGUUUUCCCUAUCGAAAAUCUGAGGAAUUUCGGAUACCAAUUUUAGUAUUUCUCAGCAAAGUCAGCUCAUCUGAAGGGAUGCAGAGGUCAAACAAGAGAAUUAAGCAGGAAGACAGUAAUCAUAGCACCACUAAUAGCAGCUCCAUGACGGCGGCGCUUCCAUCUCCUCCGCCGCGGCUAACCAGUGAACAGGAAGCUUCUGUGAUGGUUGCUGCCCUGAAGAACGUCAUAACCGGUGCUUCUUGUUCGGAGAACGCCGCACAAGAUUUCCAGUUCUCGUCACAUUUCGGUCGUGGUGGCGCUUCCGGUGAUGGGUUUUUCCCUGUUUCUGGAGAUAUGGAGACUUGCCGGUUCUGUGGAAUAAAGGGGUGUUUGGGGUGUAAUUUCUUUGAUGAGGAGAAGAAGAGUAGUGAUAAAAAUGUCUCCGAGUCGGCGGCUGAGGGGAAGAAGAGGAAGAAGAAGAACUACAGAGGUGUUAGGCAGCGGCCGUGGGGCAAAUGGGCUGCGGAGAUAAGGGACCCCCGCAAGGCGGCGCGUGUGUGGCUAGGGACAUUCGAGACUGCCGAGGACGCGGCGCGCGCUUAUGAUAGGGCGGCGAUCGAGUUCCGCGGCCCUCGAGCCAAGCUCAACUUUCCGUUCUCCGAUUACACCUACUCCUCCCCUUCCGCCGCCGUGACUACAGUGGCGAGUUCGUCUUUUCAGCCGCAGGAAAACGUGAUCGAGUUGCAGAAGAAGAAACACCAAGAAAAUGAAGAUAUGCUGAAACUUGGGACGACGAGUAUUGACAAAAAUCAGAAAGAUAUUUGGGAUUUGACGAUCGGAGAAGAUGAAAUUGAACAGUGGAUGAUGACGAUGGAUUUCAACAACGGCGAUUCAUCGGAUUCUGCCAAUGGCGGGAACGUUCUCAGUGUAUAACGUAAUAACAAAAAUUCCUUUUUCUGUUUUUUCACAGGGGUUGCUCAUUUUGGAAUUUUUUAAUUCAAAUUUGAGCUUCUUCUCUGUUUAAUUUUAGUAAGUCCGCCCAAAUUUUCUAGUAAAAAAUGAUAUUGUAUCUCGUAUUUCACUUAA
Molecule: messenger RNA, 1083 nt
Organism: Sesamum indicum (sesame)
Lineage: Eukaryota; Viridiplantae; Streptophyta; Magnoliopsida; Lamiales; Pedaliaceae
Product: ethylene-responsive transcription factor ERF109
Biological process (GO): regulation of DNA-templated transcription; ethylene-activated signaling pathway
Molecular function (GO): DNA binding; DNA-binding transcription factor activity
Source: RefSeq, a predicted model, not a curated record